GUUCAGUUUCAGUUUCGAAUCCGUGCAGUCAGCCAGCAGGUGCAGCUAGGUCCUGCCGCCGUCGAGAGGGGCAAAUCAAGUGCAGUGAGAGUUGUUAGUAGAUACAUACAUAGCCACAUAUAUAAGCCAAAGGCCUAGUGAAAACUUGUUUGGGAAACCCAGUAGGCAAGGGCAAAGAAGCAACAAAAGAAACCAUGUCGACGCUGCCAUUUUUACUCAGCGUGGCUGAUGAACUGGAUAACAUAAAUAGCCAAUCCUAUAUGGAUGAUUUCGGUUUGGGCUUCCAUCCGCAUCGCCAAUAUUAUCGUACACCAACCAUACAGCUAUCCCUGCCGGCUAGCACCGAUUGGACUGGCGGCGGACGACAGGAUUGGCAGGGACGACAGGAUUGGCAAGGACGACGCGGUUAUCGUAGCUAUAAGUUUUACGAUGAUACGCAAAAUAACCUCGAAGAGGAGGAAGAACAUGAAAAACAACAACAUCAGCAGCAGCAGCAGCGAGAGGAAUUGCAAAUGCAACAUCAUCAUCAUCAUCAUCAUCAUCACCACCAUCAUCAUGAGGAGCUGCAGCUGCAUCAGCAAAUACAACAAGAGAUGUCCCCUCAACAGCAGCAGCAGCAGCAACAGCAACAGCAACAGCAACAGCAGCAGCAACAGCAGCGGACCCCAUCAACUGGUCGUCAGGGAAUGGUGCAAUCUACAUCCCAUGACAUUGGUGUGGGCGGAAUGGGUUUGAAUCUUCAGUCGGGUGGCGAUGAGGAGGACGAUGAGAAUAUUGAUCGCACUGUACGCAUGUAUAAUCUGUCCAAGAAAUGUUGCAAAAAUUAUUAUCGUCAUGCCCUGGAGACGGGUCCCGCCGCCGGCUCAAAGGUAGCCAAAUGCAGUCAACUUCGUUCCGAGAGUAGCCACAAAUCGAGUUCAAGUUCGGAGGAGUCAUUGCAAAAGAUACCUUCGCCCAUUGAGUUUCUAACUUGCUUUCUCAUCAAGAAAUCAUCAUCUUCUUCAGCAUCGAAUCGAGCCUCCAAGUGCUUGGGCCAACAGCAGCAGCUCCAAAAGAAGACAUAGAACGCGGCCAUUAUGCCAAAGAGGCGUAGCAAUUGCUUCUGAAUGUUGGCCAGAGUCGGUGUGCUAUGUGGCGAGGCCUGGAGUUGGUUGCAACGUUGCGGCGAGUUGCCCAGUUCGGAGCCCACAACGCUGCCAGCCACCCGACUGGGUAGGAUUGCCUACUAAGCAAAAUCAGCCAAAAUGGAAAAACAACAAGAAAAAGCAUCACUCACACUUACAGCAAGCACAAUGCGCGUCGACUCAAGGCAAAACUUUAAUAGCGGAAAACAAAAAACACACAACAAAACAAAAACAGAUAGAAAAAUCUACAUUAAAUCAUAGGAAAAAUUACAAGUAUAUGAAAGCUUAGAGCAUUUGGAUUUGGAUUCGAUCCAGGGAAUUGCAUACAUUGUAGCCGAAAUGAAUAAGUAUUAAGGUAGUUUUUCAUUAGAUAUUUUGCUGAAAUUGACUUUAAUUCCUAAAAAUAUACAAGGAUUACCUCGAUUUUCACUUCUGUUUAUGUUAUAUACCAAAUGUAACUUGACUUUUCGAAGGAUUUUUUUCCUAUAUUGCAUUUCUUCCUGUAGCCCCGUCAAAUCAUGGUCAAAAUCAACUUGCCAUGGACUUAAUCAGGGCUAAAAUGGUCCUAAUCAAACUAGGGCUACAUAAUUUCCUCUUAAAUUUAAUCAAAAACA
This is a messenger RNA of Drosophila willistoni, 1738 nucleotides long. Its product is annotated as GATA zinc finger domain-containing protein 10. The transcript has a single exon. The record is from RefSeq and is a predicted model, not a curated record. The coding region runs from base 195 to 1064 and encodes 289 amino acids. NCBI's taxonomy places the organism in Eukaryota, Metazoa, Arthropoda, Insecta, Diptera, Drosophilidae.